Arabidopsis arenosa is the source of this 1902-nucleotide messenger RNA. The record is from the annotation of a GenBank genome assembly. Lineage: Eukaryota; Viridiplantae; Streptophyta; Magnoliopsida; Brassicales; Brassicaceae.
AAUUAAAAUUUGCCUCUUCAGCCCAAAACCCUGAGAUUUUUGGGAGAAUCUCUGUGACACUCAUUUCUUUCUAGGGAAAGAAACAAAAUGGGUUCGGAGAUUAUACUCUGUGAUGGCUUCGAGGUGGUUCCUCCGCCGAUAAACGAUGUGAUACUCUUCGGAAGGGACCAAUCUGUAUCAAGUUGCGAUGUAUCAACGAUCACUACCGAAGAAGACGGCACUGUUUUUUCCGGUGAUAGUUCGCCGGGAGGUGCAGCUGAAGAGGAUUGGCCUGAAGAUAAAUCUUUAUCGUUUUACUUUGUUAAGCAACCAGCUUACGAUGAUCCCGAGAUCCAAGCCAAGAUCGAUGAAGCUGGUCAUGAGAUUAAGCACUGUAAUCAACUCCGUAUUGGUGUCUCCAGUGCUCAGAAAUCCGAAAAGGCUGAGAUUUCGUCUUUGUUUUCACAUAUGGUGAGUUUGACUCCUAAAUCAGAAGGAUAUAGAGUGGUUUUUGAAGAGAAGAAGAGGGAAUUUGAUACUCUACAAGAAGCUUUACGGAAUCUCCGGUGCUCUACUAGUGAUCAACUUUGUUUUUCAAAGGAGGAACUCGAUCAUCUUAUUUAUAUAGCUCAUUAUCAGAUUGAACAUGGUAGCAUUGGUUUGGAGGAAGAAGAUUGGGUGCUUAAGGAGACCGAGAAGCAUGAUGGGAUAGUUCUAAGUGAGGAUUCUCUUGCGGAGAAAGAAGCUUCCAUAAACCGUGUCAAGUCUAAGGCCGUGGAAUUGUAUGAAGUAAAGAAGGACCUCGAUGCGAUUACAUGGAAGAUAAACCUCUUGGCUGAAAAAAUGGGGAAGGGUCGGAACAAGAUCAAGAUUUUGGAUGUAGAACUGGCACACAUACUUGAGAAGAGGGACAGAUCCUAUGAAAGGAUUAGGAUGUUGAGGAUACAACGAGACAAAGGGAAUGCCGCCUUUUUCGAGAGCCUUCCUGUUAUGAGGAAAGCUAAAGAACUGGCUGCUUCUGGAAAUGUUAGAGAUCUUGAAGUGUUUGCCAACUCUGAGGUUGAAAGAUUCAUGACUCAUUGGAAUGAUGACAAGGCUUUUAGGGAUGAUUACGUAAAAAGAAUCUCGCUUUCACUUUGUGAAAGACAGCUGAACCAAGAUGGCCGGAUUAAAGAUCCUGAAGUUAAGGUUGUUGGGGAAAAGCAAGUGCCGGUUAAGACUAUGAAGGGAGGCGAGAAGGUUCACAAGACGAAUAGAGAAGAUUCCAGCUCCAACUCGUCUCAAGAUGGAAGUGUAAUUAUAGAUAAACCGAAACAAGAAACGAGGAAAAAGGCGAUGGACUUCAACAGGUCGAGUGCUGAGGAGAGUGAUGUUAUAAAUUUGGAAUUCCCGGUCUAUGAGAAACCAAAGAAGGAAGAAGAAGAGGUCGAUGAAGAAACUUUGAAGGAGAGGAAAAGAGAAGAGCAGUUAGAGAAAGCUCGGUUAGCGAUGGAAAGGAAGAGGAAGCUGCAAGAGAAAGCUGCUGCUAAAGCUGCUAUAAGAGCUCAAAAGGAAGCUGAAAAGAAACUCAAGGAGUGUGAGAAAAAGGCUAAGAAGAAAGCUGCAAAUUCUUCUUCUCCUUCAGAAUCAGACCAAUCACAAGAAGUAAUCAAUGAGCUGGAAAAGGUUAGGACUUUAGCUGUUUUAGGGAAAGAGAAACACCAAAAGGAGAGAUCAUUGUUUCCAAAGCAGAGAAGUUUCAGGUACAAACACCGCGGAAGAGGAACCGAAGCUCUCCCUAAGGCAAUCCUAAACCGUAGAAGGGCUCAAAAAUAUUGGGUUUGGGGACUUUCAUCUGCUGCACUUGCUGUCGCACUCUUCCUUGUGGUUUUACUUCUACGGUAAACUGGGAAAGGAAAGAGACAUUAAAAAGGUUUUGACUCU